Molecule: messenger RNA, 1620 nt
Organism: Nicotiana tabacum (common tobacco)
Lineage: Eukaryota; Viridiplantae; Streptophyta; Magnoliopsida; Solanales; Solanaceae
Product: pentatricopeptide repeat-containing protein At2g22410, mitochondrial-like
Biological process (GO): RNA modification
Molecular function (GO): RNA binding; protein binding
Source: RefSeq, a predicted model, not a curated record
AUGAAUUUUCAUGUCAUCCAAAACAGCGAGAUACUGGCAGCGACAGCUACAACCUUGAAACGUCUACUUGACAAAUGCGUAAGCCAUGAGCAUUUGAUCAAGCAAAUUCACGCUCAAUCCAUCACCUGUGGUCUCUUUGCGCAAUCUCAUCAAUCUUUUCCCUGCAAAUUGCUCAAUGCAUAUGCCAAACUGUACAAACCAUUUGCUGCCCACAAAGUGUUCGAUCAAAUUCCCCAUCCAGAUAUUGUCUCCUGGACUUGUCUUCUGUCUCUGCAUUUGCAAUUACAACAACCUACUAAAGCCUUCUCUCUGUUCACCCGUUUACUGGUUUCAAUUUCUCUUAAACCUGAUUCCCAUUCCAUAGUUGCAGCUCUCUCAGCUUGUGCUCGCACGCAAGACCUGCUUAAUGGAAAAACAGUGCACGCUAUGGUCUAUAAAUUUCUCAGUCAACCUGAACCCAUUGUGGGUAAUGCUCUGAUCGAUAUGUAUAGCCGAACGGAGAGGAUCCAUUUGGCUCAACGUGUAUUCGAUAGUAUGCACGUUAAGGACAUUGCUACUUGGACUAGUUUGCUCAACGGGUUUGUAGUUUCCGAGGAGAUUGAGUCUGCUUGGAAGUUGUUUGAGGAAAUGUCCCACAGGAAUGCCAUCUCGUGGACUGUGAUGAUUGUGGGAUGUGUACGUCGCAAAGAACCGGUUAGGGCGUUGGAACUGUUUAAGAGAAUGAGGAAGGAAGGCGAUGACAGCCCGACCACAAUCACAAUAGUUGCUGUGCUAUCUGGUUGUGCUGAUAUUGGAGCUCUGGAUUUUGGGAGGUCGAUUCACGGGUAUGUUAACAAGGUAGCUGGUUUUGCUGUCGACGUUGGUGUAAAUAAUGCGCUGAUUGAUAUGUACGCUAAAAGUGGGAAUCUUGAUUUUGCUACAAAGAUUUUUAGAGGAAUGAUAAAAAAGGAUGCUUUCACGUGGACUAGCAUAGUUUUAGGUUUGGCACUUCAUGGUAGAGGAACAAAUGCCCUAGAGGUUUUUGAUGAGAUGUUGGAAUCUGGGGUAGCUGCAAAUGAGAUUACGUACCUAUCCGUUCUAUCUGCUUGCAGCCAUGCUGGAUUAGUUAACGAGGGGAAAGAAUUAUUUAACAGGCUGAAGAAUGACAGUAGUUGUGCAACUAAGAUAGAGCAUUAUGGAUGUAUGGUUGAUCUCCUUGGUCGGGCGGGUCAUAUAGAUGAAGCAGUGAGAUUGAUUCAACAGAUGCCAAUGAAACCUGAUGCUGUAAUAUGGAGAUCACUUUUGACUGCUUGUGUCGCGAAUAGAAAUUUGGAAUUAGCUGAAAUGUCUGCAGAGAAAGCACUUGAAUUAGAACCUCACGAUGACGGGGUGUAUGUACUUCUUUGGAAUUUGUAUAGCUCUGGUAAUAUGUUGGAAGAUGCUUCCAGGACUGUGAAGAUGAUGAGAGAUCAAAGAAUCAAGAAAAAACCUGGUUGUAGUUGGGUUGAAAUUAAUGGAAUUCUACAUGAAUUUGUUGCCGAAGCUGCGAAACAACAUGUCUAUGAUGGUAUAUACAGGGUAUUAGAUACAAUUCUAAAGCAAUCAAAUUUGGAUCUUUUUACUAUUAGUGCAGAAAUGUAG